This is a messenger RNA of Tauraco erythrolophus (red-crested turaco), 936 nucleotides long. The record is from RefSeq and is a predicted model, not a curated record. Lineage: Eukaryota; Metazoa; Chordata; Aves; Musophagiformes; Musophagidae.
AUGAAUGUCUCUGCUCUGCCAGAUGAACAGCAGUGUGAUGAGGAAGGUUCCGAAAGCCUUGAGCUCCCUGGCUCCUUGGCCGGAAAGUGGGAAGAGGUUUUCUCAAGCCCGGAGGAAGAGAUGAAGUCAAGCAGCAAGAGCCAGAGCGGAUCGACCCCGCAGCAAAGAACCCCAACGGGCAACGGGCUGAGGCGCUCCUCUCGCCGUGGGAGAGACUUGGCCAAGAAGGAUGUUCCCGAGGAUGUGGCCGUGGAGGAGGGGCCGUACAUCUGCUGCGAGUGCGGGGUGAGCUUCCUGGACAAGGAGCUCUUUGCCACCCAUCAGAAGGAGCACGCCAGCGAGGAAGCCUGCACUUCCCUGGAGCACGGAGAAAGCUUCCGGCAGAAAUCCAAAACUCCGAAAGGCCAAGGGUCUUCCCGCUCCAAACCGUCCAAGCGCCCCGACGGGGAGAAGAGCUCCGGUUUCAAGUACGGCUUUGUCAGGCACCAGGUGAACAACAUGGUGGAGAGACCGUACACCUGCUCCCAGUGCAAGGAGAGCUUCAGCCUGGAAGUGAGCCUCAUCUUGCACCAGAAGCUCCAUACGGGGAAGGGUGACGGGCCGCUGACGUGCACCUACUGCGGGAAGGACUUCCGAGACCUCUCCAAAGCCAUCCGCCACCAGCGCAUCCACACCGGAGAGAGGCCGUACCAGUGCACCGAGUGCGGGAAGAGCUUCAUCCGGCGGGACCACCUGCUCAAGCACUGGCGAGUCCAUACCGGGGAGACCCCCUACCAGUGCCCCGUCUGCGGGAAGCACUUCCGCUACAAAGAGUCCCUGAAUUGUCACCAGAAAAUCCACUCCCGCAACCCCCGGCCCAUGGAGGAUUCGCAGCACAACCUGGAGUCGGCGACCCAAACCGGCGACUUCUGCGUGAAAAAAGAAACUAAGCAGUAG